This is a messenger RNA of Hansenula anomala, 1356 nucleotides long. It is a transcript of the gene SRV2, whose product is annotated as adenylate cyclase-binding protein. The annotation marks the transcript as partial. Gene Ontology annotation, biological process: cytoskeleton organization; regulation of adenylate cyclase activity. Gene Ontology annotation, cellular component: cytoplasm. NCBI's taxonomy places the organism in Eukaryota, Fungi, Ascomycota, Saccharomycetes, Phaffomycetales, Wickerhamomycetaceae. The record is from RefSeq and is a predicted model, not a curated record. The transcript has 2 exons. Gene Ontology annotation, molecular function: actin binding; adenylate cyclase binding.
ACUAUUCCAGCUUCGGUUAAGGGUUUCAGCGAUUUUCUUGAAUUAUACAUUGACCCAUUUGUCUCCCUUUCAAAUGAAACAAACCCAUUAGUUGGUCAGCAAGCCACAAACUUUGCAAAAGCUUUCCAAUUCCAAGCUAAACUGAUUAAAGCUGCCACAAAAUCUAAGAAACCUGAUUUCAGUAACCCAAACAUUGUUGCGCUUUUGAAACCAUUACAAGAUGACGUUGCACAAAUCAAUCAAUUCAAAGAUGAUAACCGUUCCUCUGAAGUGUUUUCACAUUUGAAUGCUAUUGCUGAAGGUACUGGUGUUUUAAGUUGGUUCUUGACAGAAACUCCUGUUUCUUUCAUUCCAGAUAUCAAAGAUUCUGCUACGUUCUGGACAAAUAAAGUUUUGAAACAAUUUAAAGAAUUAGACCAAAGUCAUGUUGAAUGGGUCAAACAGUUCCUGGGUAUUUUUGAUGGUUUAAAACUAUAUGUUAAACAGUACCAUACUGAAGGUUUAUCUUGGAAUUCAAGUGGCGAUAAUGAUAUUUCAUCAUCUGUACAAUCUGAAAAAUCAGUUCCAGUACCAUCUGCUGCACCAUCUGCUGGUGGUCCACCUCCUCCACCUCCUCCACCGCCUGCUGACAUCUUUGCUGAUGAUGGUGCUAAGGGUUCUUCUAAUGCUGUUCCUCCUCCUUCAGGUGGACUAGAUGCUGUCUUUAGUGAAUUAAACAAAGGUGAAGGCAUCACAAAAGGUUUGAAAAAAGUUGAGAAAUCUCAAAUGACCCACAAAAACCCAGAAUUACGUAAAACUGGAUCAACUUCUUCAACUUCAAGUAGAAAAUCACCACCAGCUAAACCUAAAAAACCUUCAAGUUUGUCAUUAAAACCAAAACCUGAACCAGUUGUGGAAUUGCGUGAUUCUAAAUGGAUCAUCAAAAACGUUGAAGGUGAUCAUGGUAUUGUUAUUAAUGGUGAAAUUGAUCAAUCUAUUUUUAUUGCAGAUUCUAAAGAUGCAACUAUCCAAGUUAAAGGUAAAGUCAAUGCUGUUUCUAUCAGUUCAACUACCAAAGUUGGUUUAGUUGUUGAAUCAUUAAUCUCUGGUAUUGAUGUUAUCAAUUCUAAGAAAUUCGGUAUUCAAGUCUUGGAUAAAGUUCCUCAAAUUUCAGUCGAUAAAAGUGAUGAAGGUCAAAUUUAUUUGAGUAGAUCAUCUUUAGAAACUGAGGUCUAUACAAGUUCAACCACCGCUUUGAACAUCAAUGUUCCAGAUGAUGCCAAUGAUGAUUUUAAGGAAAUAUCAGUCCCAGAACAAUUCAAACACACAUUCACAAGUGGUAAAAUUUCAAGUACAAUUGUGGAACAUGCUGGUUGA